GCCCCUCCCUCCUCUACCCUCUUAUUAGCUUCUCUCUGCUUAGUCCACCGACAGGUCAAAACGACCACAGGCAUCAGGCUGAUCCAUUCAGCCCCUCGCGAGCACGCGCCUCUCAAGGAGGUGAACGCGUCACGGUCAAAACGACCUGCAACCACUCCGAAGACACGAGUGGUGGGACGGUGAGAUGUCCCAACAACCUCGACGAUUUCUGGCAGUGAAAAUGAAAGUUUCUUUGCAUUUUGUUCUUCUUCUUCUUCGUGCGCCUUGCCUGAGACACUUGGACACUCCUCUUCAUCGCUUCCUUCAGGAUGAGUGCGUUGCUCAUGGCAGUCUUGAAUUGCUUUCUCGUCUGGAUGUUAAUAUUCAGUGUCUAUGCGGACGUUUGUUUUCUGAUCUUUUUUCAAUGUUCCCAAAAUUGUUGAUGCGGCUGUGAUUAUAAAAAUGGUGCGGGAAGAGUAAGAUUGAAACAGUAUACCUAUUUGAAGUAUUGCCUUUUUUUGGUAGUCAUCUAACAUCUUUAACAAGAUUGAACAGUUUAUGGGGCUUUUGGCUAUGGGCUGAUUCUGCACAUUUGCUGGCCGUCAGCCAUUCUGUAGGUUGGUUGCAGAACAUAGGACUACUGAGACUGAAAGCUUCUUUGGUGCAUGCACACAAGAUGGAGGGCCUGGAUGGUGGGGCAGAUGGUUCCGCCUCGUCUCAAGCCGCGCAAAGAACUGAGGAACCCAUAAACUUUGGUUUAUGUGAAACUUUUGUUUGGUUUUUCUUAUGCACAUUCAUAUUUACAACCAUUGUCAUACAUGUUUGCCAGGAUGCCCAAUCUCAAAGGGUUGAAAGCGAGUUGCUAGAUGAUGGGGAGGCUUUGGCCCAAUUUCAUGCAAAAGCAAAGGCGAGGAGGAAGAACAGGCAAAAACGCGUCCAGUAUCAGUUCCUGUUCAAGGCAGGAGCCUUCGUGAUCAUGCUGGCGGUGGUAAUGAUCACGAAGAAGAUACAGCAGUGGUACAAGCCGGCAGCUGACAAUGCUGCCCCUGCGGAGGCGAAGACAACGAAACCAAAUCUUGCUAGUCAUGACGGCCUCGAUAGCGAGCUUUGACAGAAUGCAAAAGAGUCUCACACACACAAGUCUGGCAAUAAUUCAUGAUGGAACCUUUUGCCACAAUCAAGUUUCAUUGGAACAGUCAUCAUAGGUUUGGUUGGAUGUGUAAAGCAGAUGCAGCACCAGUGCGACAAAGAACUGACUUCGCCUGUGGUUCGCUUGCAAGGACAUGGCAAAAAA
This is a messenger RNA of Durusdinium trenchii, 1273 nucleotides long. The record is from the annotation of a GenBank genome assembly. NCBI's taxonomy places the organism in Eukaryota, Dinophyceae, Suessiales, Symbiodiniaceae.